This is a messenger RNA of Dipodomys ordii (Ord's kangaroo rat), 1285 nucleotides long. RefSeq names its product carbonyl reductase 4 (gene Cbr4). The transcript has 5 exons. Gene Ontology annotation, molecular function: oxidoreductase activity, acting on the CH-OH group of donors, NAD or NADP as acceptor; quinone binding. Lineage: Eukaryota; Metazoa; Chordata; Mammalia; Rodentia; Heteromyidae. The record is from RefSeq and is a predicted model, not a curated record. Gene Ontology annotation, biological process: fatty acid biosynthetic process. The coding region runs from base 40 to 753 and encodes 237 amino acids.
GUGCCUCAGCCCUCUUCCCUCCGGGCUGGCGACUCCAAGAUGAACAAAGUCUGUGCGGUCUUUGGAGGUUCCCGGGGCAUUGGCAAGGCGGUAGCCCAGUUAAUGGCCCGGAAAGGCUACCGAGUGGCGAUCAUCGCCCGGAAUCUGGAGGUGGCCAAGGCCACCGCGGGCGAGCUCGGGGGAGAUCAUUUGGCCUUUGGUUGUGAUGUUGCUAAAGAACAUGAUGUUCAAAAUACAUUUAGAGAGAUGGAGAAACAUUUAGGCCAAGUAAAUUUCUUGGUAAAUGCAGCUGGUGUUAACAGGGAUAGUCUUUUAGUAAGAACAGAAUCUGAAGAUAUAGUAUCUCAGCUUCAUACCAACCUCUUGGGUUCCAUGCUGACUUGUAAAGCUGCCAUGAGGACUAUGAUUCAACAACAGGGAGGGUCUAUUGUUAACAUCGGAAGUAUUGUUGGUCUAAAAGGCAAUUCUGGUCAGACUGUGUACAGUGCUGGUAAAGCAGGAUUAGUUGGAUUUUCACGUGCACUUGCUAAAGAGGUAGCCAGAAAGAAAAUUAGAGUGAAUGUAGUUGCACCAGGAUUUAUUCAUACAGAUAUGACGAAACAUUUGAAAGAAGAACAUUUAAAGCAAAACAUUCCUCUUGGGAGAUUUGGAGAAACUAUUGAUGUGGCACAUGCAGUUGUGUUUCUUUUAGAAUCACCAUAUAUCACAGGUCACGUUCUAGUAGUGGAUGGAGGAUUACAACUCACUAUAUGACUCAAGUUACUCAGAUUUAAUGGUGGUCAGAAUUGAGGGCACACUUUGUUUGGUAUUGAUUUGAUACAGUUAUAUACUCAUAUGGGUGACAUUUGGUAAUCAUACAUGAUGCUACCAAUAUUGUUUUAUAUUUUUCUAUGAUUAUGUGUGGAAAGAAUAAUGUAUGACCAGUUGUAUUUUAUCUAAAAGGUAUGUGGCACAGAUCUUUAUAGGAUGCCACAAUUUCAGUACACAGCAAGAGAUAUUAACCAGUAUUAAUUUAUAUAUUUUGUCUCAAAAAUAGAAAAUUGCGUUCUCUAAUUGUGAUAAUUAUUUCGGUAUAUCAGGUUGAAUUUUCUAGGAAUUAACCUUUUGGGCUGUUGCCAGAAUGAGAGUAUUUCUAGAACUUUGAUUAGUUAUUAGUACUUUAGCAAACCUACUGAUGUUAAACACAUAGUUUUUGUUUGAGACAAAGACUCAGACUCACCCUGCUCAUUUCAUGUUUUUAUAUGUGUUUAACUUUUAUCCACAUUAAAAAAAUGGCCCCAACUUA